Microbotryum saponariae is the source of this 826-nucleotide messenger RNA. Lineage: Eukaryota; Fungi; Basidiomycota; Microbotryomycetes; Microbotryales; Microbotryaceae. The record is from the annotation of a GenBank genome assembly.
AUGACCACAAUAACAACCCAAGCCACCAAGACCGCCUCGACCCGCUUCAACGCCGCGACCCGUACCUUGGCUCGUCGACCGACGCCCAACUCGGCCGUAGGAAACGUCAGUCCGCGCUUGCGGCUUGGAUCUCGCAACGUGCUCUUCCUCGACCUGAUCGAUUUCGAAUUUUGACCCUGCCCCACAGACCGCUUUGGCUUAUGCCAGGACAUGGAGAUCGGUCGAUGCCGAUGGGCAGAUCUUGGGACGGAUGGCGACGCGCAUUGCGAUCACCUUGAUGGGCAAGCACAAGCCCAUAUUCGAUCCAGCCAGUUCAGUCACACCCACGUCCACGCGCAGUGAAAUAUCAAAUCUCCUGCUAACCUCUCGAUCGUGCCACAGCCGACUGCGGUGAUUACGUCGUCGUGACCAACGCGCGCAAAGUCGCCGUCACGGGCAAAAAGGCCGACCAGAAACUCUACCGCCACCACACCAUGUACCCCGGCGGGCUCAAGGAGAUCCCGUACAAGACCAUGCUCAAGAACAAACCCGAAGAGGUCAGUGCUACUCAGACCGGAGAAUGCUCGUACGCCAUGUCUUCUGAAUCGCACGAGUUUCCCUUGGCCAGAUCAUCCGGAGAGCCGUCUCGGGGAUGUUGCCCAAGAACCGACUGCGCGCCAAGAGGUUGGAACGUCUCAUGAUCUUUGCCGAUGCCGAACACCCGUACAAGGAGAACCUACUCAAGGACUAUUCGGCCCAGUUGGGGGAGACCUGGUCCAGGGUUAAAAAGGCCGAGGCGGCCGCCGCGACAGCAGCAGCAGCAGCGAGUCCGACACCAUCGGCAUGA